Rattus norvegicus (Norway rat) is the source of this 1090-nucleotide messenger RNA. It is a transcript of the gene Eef1akmt1, whose product is annotated as EEF1A lysine methyltransferase 1. Gene Ontology annotation, molecular function: S-adenosylmethionine-dependent methyltransferase activity; protein-lysine N-methyltransferase activity; methyltransferase activity. The record is from RefSeq and is marked validated. NCBI's taxonomy places the organism in Eukaryota, Metazoa, Chordata, Mammalia, Rodentia, Muridae. Gene Ontology annotation, cellular component: cytoplasm.
GGCCCCCUCCUUCCGGUCGGCUUCAGCGCCUACGCGGAGGUCUCCGCCCCUCGCACCUUUUUUUUUCUUUUUCCUCGUAUUGUGCCGACUGCGCAUGUGUCAGUGAUCCAAGAACCUCCGUAAAACAUGGAGAAAGCGCACCAAGGCAGAAAUAAAUAGGAAAAACACCUGAAAGCCCUCUAGGAAGGAAAGAGAGAGAAGAAUAUGAGAGAGCUUUUAUUAGAGCUCAUCCUGUGUUCACACGGACAUAGGCGUGGCACCACGCAUGUGCGAAGGUCGCAGACACCUUGUGAAAUGAGCGAUUCAGAAGACGAUGACAUACCCCAGCUUUCUUCCCACACCUUAGCAGCUCUGCAGGAGUUUUAUGCUGAGCAGAAGCAAACCAUCAACCCAGGAGGGGAUGAUAAAUACAACGUUGGGGUGAUAGAGGAGAACUGGCAGCUGAGCCAGUUCUGGUACAGUCAGGACACUGCUUUGAGACUUGCACAGGAAGCCAUCAAUGCUGUGGGAGAAGGCGGCAGAAUUGCAUGUGUGAGCGCACCCAGUGUGUACCAGAAGCUCCGGGAGCUUCGUAGGGAAGACAUCUCUGUAUACAUCUUUGAAUACGACAGAAGAUUCGCCAUAUAUGGGGAUGAGUUUAUCUUCUAUGACUACAAUAAUCCACUGGACUUGCCUGAGGGAGUCGCCCCGCAUAGCUUUGACAUUGUGGUUGCAGACCCUCCUUACCUGUCUGAGGAGUGUCUCAGGAAGACAUCCGAAACCAUCCAGUUCCUGACUCAGGGCAAGAUUCUGCUGUGCACAGGCGCCAUCAUGGAGGAGCAGGCAGCUCAGCUCCUGGGUGUGAAGGUGUGCAAGUUUAUUCCAGAACAUUCCCGAAACUUGGCCAAUGAGUUCCGCUGUUAUACGAACUAUGACUCCGGGCUGGACUGUGAAACCUAGAGUCACAUGACAGCAGUUCCAGUGAGGGCCCCACAUCCAUUUCCCAGUUCUCUUCCUGUUGAACGUCGUGACCUCUCCCUCGCUCUGCCACGACUGGGACUCCCAUGGCUUAUUUUUCAAAAUAAAAUAAAACUUCUCAUUGCUGAUUCUA